Messenger RNA from Linum tenue, 1764 nucleotides. NCBI's taxonomy places the organism in Eukaryota, Viridiplantae, Streptophyta, Magnoliopsida, Malpighiales, Linaceae. The record is from the annotation of a GenBank genome assembly.
GCUAAUAAGAACUUCUAAGUUCCAUCCUACAUAUAGGCCCACUGGAGACAACGGUGACGGGCUAACACGAACUUCCAUCCCACAUACAGGCCCACUAGAGACAUAUGGGCCCAGAACCACGACCGCUACCUUCUCUACGACAUCGUUUUAAUCAUCACACAUGAUCAAAUCACUAACCGCCACAACGGCUAGUUCCUCUUGAAGUGACCGUUCCUAAUCCCCUCGCAAAUUCAAACUUCCUGAAGUGCGCCUCAACCCAACUCCAACAAACGAUCCCCGCCUCCCCGGUCAUUUCCAUCCUCCAAGAGCUCAACACGAUAAGAACUUAGCCAGUUAGCAGCUCUGGUGAUCCCAAUCAGAUCUUCUUCUUCAUCGUCGUCAUAAAAAAUGGCCUAUAACUACACGCCAGCUUACUACUCCACGCUCCACGACUCCAUAACUUCCCUCUGCAAGACCAUCCUCCCUUUCUCCUUCAGGAAGCGCGGCCGGCUCGCCGCGGCGGAGCACCGAAUCAACAAGAUCCAGUCCGAAAACCUCAAAUGGCAGCAGGACUCGUUCCACCAGAUCCUCAAUCUGACGGGACUCCAUAAAGCAGGGAUCUUGGAGCAGCACGAGGUCUGGGCGUUCCGAUCCCACUUGCUCGAGACGCUCAUCGCUUCUCCGACGGAGCACGAGCACGCCGCCGUCCUGCGGGACAAAUUGCUCUUCCUCCAGGAGUUGCUGUAUGCGAAAUGUAUAACGGAGGAAGAGUACCAUUCGUCGAAGGGGCCAUUGAUGCAGAUAAUGGCGGUCCAAGGUGCAGAAAUCGAGCCGAGGGAUGUGGUCGUAGGCGGGAAACAGAGCGAAGUGGAUGGAAACAGAGAUGAAGAAUGGUCAGUGAUUGAUUUGAGAGACGAGAAACGUGAGUCUACUCCGCAAUCCAAGCGAAAAUCAAAGGAGCAGAGCUCACCUGAGUUGAAGCAGAUCAAAGGGGCGGGUUCUUCUCUGUUCGGAUUUAACAAGCAGAGUAAUAGGAGGCAGAGCAUAUUCGAGAUCGAGGCUAAACGGCCGUCCUGUGGACAACAUAAUAACAACAGCGGAGAAAUGUACGAGAGCCCAAUUGUGAAUGGUGGUAACUCAGUGAAGGGGAGCGAAACAAAGUCGAUUCUGAUGCAAGCAAGCGGAAAGACAGCUGCAUCUCCGAGGAAGGAGAAUGGGAGUGGCGAGAAGGUGAAGAGGAAGCCAUUCAGGACUCUGUUUGAUAAAGAGCAGAGUAGCGAGAAAUCUGCGAAGAAGAAGCAAUGGUGGAAGAGGAAUGAUUCGGAGGACGAGACAGCUCCUCUGCCACUGAACAUUGGAAGAGCAGGAGAUUGUGAAGAUGACUAUGGAAACCUUGUUACAAGCCCGAUCGGAGAAGGCCCUGAUACGAAACAGAUCAAAAGGAAGCUUCACUCCGAUGGAACCCCUUCGGAUUUCUUCAUUGACAAAGUUUUAGGGAAUAACAUAAAGAAAGAGCUGUUGAGGAUUCAAACUGAGCUCUCCACCACCAAUCCAACUCUGAAACUCUCGGAUGACCAAAUGGAAACAAUCUCCACUAAGCUUCCUGUUGACAAAGCUGACCUCGAGAACUUAUUUCCCAAGUCAUGGUGCGACCAAUAUGGCGAUGUGGUGAAGAAAGAGUUCAAAGAUCAUGUGGGGAAGAGCCAUCAUGGGAUUGAGAAGCCACAAUCGUUAUCAACUUCCUUCCAGAAUCCGUUCUGGAACGGCUCUUCUCUGUUUCAUUAG